AUGGCGGAACCCGCCGAUACAACAGAAUGUCUAUCAACGAAGGCUCUGCAGCAGAUACACAGUCUCAUGGGAGAAGACGCUUCAUUCCUUGAGCACUUACCUGUAGAUAAGAUCCAUGAAGCAGAGUUUGAAGAUAAAAGGCACAAGCGCCUCACUUCGCUACCCCGACGCAUGCUCUUCGGUCAGAUCACAGAAGGCGAGAGAAAGGGUUUAGAAGUCUGGAUCCUUCCCAUCAAGACACGCGACGAGAACCAGUGGCCUGGACACCGCUUCAACCUGUUCGAUCGGCUUGGGAAUCUGCACUCCAGCAUUACUAUAGAGGAGGCCAUACGGUUGACCAAUGCGGCAAAUGCAUUUAAGUGGCUGAAGAAGCACGGCACAAUGGAUUCGAAUCUCCUUCGUGCCGUGAUCAGGUACUACUUCAUCGUCAAAAAAGUUAACCCCCCGUCACCGUGGCCGGUUGACAUGCGCUUCACAGCAGAGUUACUCGCAGCAUGCAAGGUGGCAGCCAAAUCUACUGCAGCGAUACCAGCGAAUGAAAAGAAAGCAAACAAGACAAAGACGCCCGCGAGUAUGCCACCCAGACCAAAAGCCAAUAUGACACUGCCCUCUGAAGACGAGACCAGUCUCUUCAUUCCCGAACGCCGGCGUCGUGCCGCUACAUCUGACGCCUUUCAGACUCCAACUCCGCCUACAGGUCUCGCAUCCGGUCAACCAACAACCGAGCCGAUUGAUGAGUUCAAGAGAGCCUUUCAGAGGAAAAUGCUUUCUAAGGCUGCACCCGCGGUCCCAGCAGCUUUGGCUCCAUCAACCCCAGCCCCCAUUCCCUCCACCGCCACCGCCAGCACCAUCUCGAUCAACCCCAACAUUCCUCCUCCCCCUCCUUCCUCUCAACCACCCAGCACCCCUCCCACCACCGGAUCCCUCUCAUCCUUCAUCCCCGCCUACCGCGAAACCCUAACCAGACACUCGGAACUCACCGCUCACCUCCGCACCACGCGCUCCUCCAUCUAUACCGCCAAAUCCCAACUCCGCGAUCUCGAAGCCAAAAUCCAGGAGCUAGAAGCUAAGGAAAAAAAGUUGAAGGAAGAGAUUAAGGGAGUGGAUGUGGAGAAGAAGAGGUUGCAUGAUAGUUUGACGCCUGAGAAGAGAGAAAUGUUCUUGUUUGGGAGGGAGAUUUGGGAGAGAGAAGGGAAGCGGGCUAGGCUUGAAGAGGAGCAGAGUGAGGAGGGCGGUGAGUAUAUGGAUUUGGGGGAGUGA
Molecule: messenger RNA, 1260 nt
Organism: Bipolaris maydis ATCC 48331
Lineage: Eukaryota; Fungi; Ascomycota; Dothideomycetes; Pleosporales; Pleosporaceae
Source: RefSeq, a predicted model, not a curated record